Messenger RNA from Arachis duranensis, 2387 nucleotides. RefSeq names its product receptor protein kinase-like protein ZAR1. The record is from RefSeq and is a predicted model, not a curated record. Gene Ontology annotation, molecular function: ATP binding; protein binding; protein kinase activity. NCBI's taxonomy places the organism in Eukaryota, Viridiplantae, Streptophyta, Magnoliopsida, Fabales, Fabaceae. Gene Ontology annotation, biological process: protein phosphorylation. Bases 133 to 2277 code for a protein of 714 amino acids. The transcript is spliced from 2 exons.
ACAACUACCUCUCUUUGUCUCUCACUCCCUCACUCUCUCUUUCACUCUCUUUCGCCAUUCAAAAGCUCUGCAACUUCACUAACAUAAACGGUGCCGUAUCAUUCAUCACACAAAACGACGCCGUAUCACUCAAUGACACCGUCUACGCUUCUCUAUUUUCUCUUACUAAUCUUCCCUUCCGCGCUUUCUCUCUCCUCCGACGGCCUCGCGCUUCUCUCUCUAAAAUCUGCCGUCGACGGCGGUGCAGUCACAUUCUCCGAUUGGAACGACGGCGAUACCACGCCGUGCCGGUGGUCUGGUAUCGCAUGUUCGAGCAUCUCCGGGGAGCCUGAGCCUCGCGUCGUCGGCAUCGCGCUUGCCGGGAAAUCACUCCGGGGAUACAUUCCAUCGGAGCUUGGGACAUUAAGGUACCUCCGGCGACUCAAUUUGCACGACAAUGAAUUCUACGGCGUCGUUCCGGUGCAGCUCUUCAACGCCACCGCGCUUCACAGCUUGUACCUCCACCGGAACAACCUCUCCGGUCCAUUCCCUCCGUCGCUCUGCACACUUCGCCGCCUCGAGAACCUCGAUUUCUCCGAGAAUUCGUUCUCCGGCCACCUGCCGCCGGAGCUAAAGGACUGCAAGCAGCUUCAGAGACUGAAUCUGGCGAGGAAUAAUUUUUCCGGCGAUAUUCCGGCCAACGUGUGGUCGGGGAUGGAUGAGCUCGUCCAGCUCGAUCUCUCCGAUAAUCAAUUCGAAGGUCCGAUCCCUGACGAACUCGGCGAUUUGAGUUCUCUCUCUGGCACACUAAACCUCUCGUUCAAUCACUUAUCCGGUAAGGUUCCGGCGUCGCUUGGGAAGUUACCGGCGACCGUGAGCUUCGAUCUCCGGAACAACAAUCUAACCGGCGAGAUUCCCCAAACAGGCUCAUUUUCAAAUCAGGGCCCCACUGCGUUCCUUGGGAAUCCAAACCUUUGCGGAUUUCCAUUAAGAAAAUCAUGCAACGGUUCGGAUUCAGGCCGGGGAUCACAGGAAGGUCCUGACGCGGCAGCACACGCGGGGACCUUCCAUUCAGAAAAAGGCCUGAGUCCCGGCCUGAUAAUCCUGAUCUCAGCAGCCGACGCUGCUGGGGUCGCCCUCAUCGGGCUAGUAAUCGUAUAUGUUUAUUGGAAGAGGAAGGAUGAUGGCAAUGCCUGUAGCUGUGCAGGGAAGAGCAAAUUUGGCGGCAGCGGCAGCGGCGAGGAGAAGAUGAAUCUGUGUGCAUUGCAAUGUAUGAAUGGAGUGAAGAGCGACGAGGAGGAGGAGGAAGAGGAAGAGGAAGCGGGGGAAGGUGGAAGAGUUGAAGGGGGUUUGGUGAACAUAGACAAAGGGUUUAGGUUUGAGCUUGAUGAGCUUCUAAGGGCAUCGGCAUAUGUGUUGGGGAAGAGUGGGUUGGGGAUAGUGUACAAGGUGGUGCUUGCUAAUGGUGUUCCUGUGGCGGUGAGGAGAUUGGGAGAGGGCGGUGAUCAGAGGUAUAAGGAGUUUGCUGCUGAGGUUCAUGCCAUUGGGAAGGUUAGGCACCCUAACAUUGUAAGAUUGAGGGCUUAUUAUUGGGCACAUGACGAGAAGCUUCUCAUUAGUGAUUUCAUCUCUAAUGGCAAUUUGGCUCAAGCACUUCGAGGGAGAAGUGGACAACCAUCUCCAAACCUUUCUUGGUCAACAAGGCUUAGAAUAGCCAAAGGAGCAGCAAGAGGCUUGUCCUAUCUCCAUGAAUGCAGUCCAAGAAAGUUUGUCCAUGGUGAUAUCAAACCUUCCAACAUCCUACUUGACAAUGACUACCAACCAUACAUAUCCGAUUUUGGCCUCAACCGGCUAAUCAGCAUCACCGGCAACACCCCGUCGACUGGUGGCCUAAUGGGUGGUGCUCUUCCAUACAUGAACUCAUCACAGAAAGAGAAGACCAACAAUUAUAAGGCGCCCGAGGCGCGCUUCCCCAGCUCCAGACCAACACAGAAAUGGGAUGUGUAUUCAUUUGGGAUUGUUCUGCUUGAAUUGCUAACUGGCAGGACGCCGGAAUCUUCUCCGACGACUUCAACUUCUUCUGUGGAAGUUCCUGAUUUGGUGAGGUGGGUAAGGAAAGGCUUUGAACAAGAGAGUCCCUUGUCCGAAAUGGUUGAUCCAUCAUUGCUACAAGAAGUGCGUGUAAAGAAAGAAGUGUUGGCUGUUUUUCAUGUAGCAUUAGCAUGCACUGAAGGUGACCCUGAAGUUAGGCCUAGAAUGAAAACUGUCUCUGAAAAUCUUGAAAGGAUUGGAUCAUAGUAAGAUUCCAAUGGUAAGAGAAUUCAGACCUAGUUGCAUGAACACAAGUUUAACACACCAUUUCUUAAGUACACUAUGCAAUAAAAGUGAGUGCUGCUAAUUUCAUUUAA